Homalodisca vitripennis (glassy-winged sharpshooter) is the source of this 1102-nucleotide messenger RNA. RefSeq lists its product as uncharacterized. The record is from RefSeq and is a predicted model, not a curated record. The transcript is spliced from 6 exons. Lineage: Eukaryota; Metazoa; Arthropoda; Insecta; Hemiptera; Cicadellidae. The coding region runs from base 312 to 986 and encodes 224 amino acids.
CAUAACAUUUUAUCGGUAUUUAUUUAAUAAUUUACUGCUGUAUAUUAUUCUUUAAUCUACGACUUUUUAAGUCCACUGUUCCCACGCCGGGUUGCCAAAUGAGUUCAAAAUCACCCGAAGUCUACUGAGCUAUUAAUCAUAAAUCUAAGAUUCCGAAGAAGAAAUGGUUAAUUUAUUUACAUGAACAUAAUGAAUUACUUAUGUUUGUUGUAUAACUUAUCGGUGUCUUUGUUUUUCUACAACUUGCUGAAUAGAAGAUUUUAAAUAAAUAUUUGUGCGAAAUCCUACGAACUUAGUGUUGCCGAAAAUAAAUGAAAACAAAUGCCCGGGUGAUGUCUCGAUUGACAUUUAUACUGAUCUUGGCCUCAGCCAUCAUAGCGACCUCAGCAUCUCGCCGCAACAACAAACAUUGCCGCAGAAAUCUCAAUACGAUCAACUUUAGCCUCCAUGAUAGCUAUUGCCAGCAACCUCUUUUCGUGACCUUCGCCCAAAAGACUGAGGAAAACCUUAUGCUGGACAACAUCUGCCUAACAUUUUUCCCUUUGCCAGAUGAUUCUGAAACCUUCCAGGUGUACAUGUCCAAGAUCUAUUGUGAUGGGUCAAGUGAGAUCAUUUCUUUUGUAGCAACUCAAAUGGAGACCGGCAUAUCAAAGUUUGCAUCUCCGUAUUGCACAUUUACGGAUACAGUAUUCGGCUACGCUGGCUGUGACACGUACCUCGUCUACCGAUGUUUUGAGUUCGGAGACUGUGGAUCGGUGGACGGCACUUUGGUGUUCGGGUUGUCCAAGCAGUGCAAGACCAUCGGGCUGUCAUGUCUGCGCAAAGUAGAGGAAAUCGUGGAGGAGAGCAAGAUUCGGAACAAAGAGUAUUAUGUGCUGCCUAUGAAGCUACCCAACCAAUGCGUCACUCAGCAGCUCUGUGUGGCACCCCCCAACCCAUUCUACAAUCAUCUGCCAGCUCACACGGCCCGCUCUUUGCAUAAAUAACAGCGGACAUAGAGGGGCCGGCUAUUUCAUGAUAUUAUCAUGAUGGUCAGAAUUUACGCUUCCUUUUUACUAUUUUAACAACAAUUUUUGUUUAGUCAUUAAACGAAAGCUACUUU